GACCCCGGGCGGCGAGAACGGCCGGACCUCACAAGGCGCCGGAAGCGGCGCCUCUCUGGGCUCUCCCUCGCGCCGUCCAUGCGCAUCGCCCCCGUGGGCGACGACAGCGGUCCGACUCGAGCGACGCCCCGCCGCCGGGAGGGUUCCGCACCGCUUCCACCGCUCCCUGACACCGCCAAGGAAGCCGACAGGAUUGGGGCGUAAAUCGCCAGAGCGCCGGCCGGCGCGGGAACUACCUUUCCCGUGGGGCUUCGCGGCGGCGGGCCGCUGUUGCGCAGGCGCACGCACGGCGUGCGUGGCGGCGUCAGCGGUUCUAGAACGUUGCUGUGGUAGCGCUCGGGCGCCAUGUUAGGACGAAGGGGAAGGAGGAGAAGCGCUUAAAGCGGCGGGAGCGGGUGCGGGAGUGGGGUUGGACCCAGGGCUGAGGCAGGCCCCCCCUCCCUCCCGCCUCAGUGGAUCAUGCCCAGGGCGGCAGCGGCGGCGGUUGCGGGGGGGAAGUGACUGGGCGGUGCCGGCGCAGGAGACGAUGCCGUUUCCAGUUACAACGCAGGGAUCACAACAGACACAGCCGCCACAGAAGCACUAUGGCAUUACCUCUCCCAUCAGCUUAGCAGCCCCCAAGGAGACUGACUGCCUGCUUACACAGAAGCUCAUUGAGACUCUGAAGCCCUUUGGGGUUUUUGAAGAGGAAGAGGAACUGCAGCGCAGGAUUUUAAUUUUGGGGAAAUUAAAUAACCUGGUCAAAGAGUGGAUACGAGAAAUCAGUGAAAGCAAGAAUCUUCCACAGUCUGUAAUUGAAAAUGUUGGUGGGAAAAUUUUUACAUUUGGAUCUUACAGAUUAGGAGUACACACAAAAGGUGCCGAUAUUGAUGCGUUGUGUGUUGCACCAAGACAUGUUGAUCGAAGUGACUUUUUCACCUCAUUCUAUGAUAAGUUGAAAUUGCAGGAAGAAGUGAAAGAUUUAAGAGCUGUUGAAGAGGCAUUUGUACCAGUUAUCAAACUGUGUUUUGAUGGGAUAGAGAUUGAUAUUUUGUUUGCAAGAUUAGCACUGCAGACUAUUCCAGAAGACUUGGACUUACGAGAUGACAGUCUGCUUAAAAAUUUAGAUAUAAGAUGUAUAAGAAGUCUUAACGGUUGCAGGGUAACCGAUGAAAUUUUACAUCUAGUACCAAACAUUGACAACUUCAGGUUAACCCUGAGAGCUAUCAAACUGUGGGCCAAACGCCACAACAUCUAUUCCAAUAUAUUAGGUUUCCUCGGUGGUGUUUCCUGGGCUAUGCUAGUAGCAAGAACUUGCCAGCUUUAUCCAAAUGCAAUAGCAUCAACUCUUGUACAUAAAUUUUUCUUGGUAUUUUCUAAAUGGGAAUGGCCAAAUCCAGUCCUAUUGAAACAGCCUGAAGAAUGCAAUCUUAAUUUGCCUGUAUGGGACCCAAGGGUAAACCCCAGUGAUAGGUACCAUCUUAUGCCUAUAAUUACACCAGCAUACCCACAACAGAACUCCACGUACAAUGUGUCCGUUUCUACACGGAUGGUCAUGGUUGAGGAGUUUAAACAAGGUCUUGCUAUCACAGAUGAAAUUUUGCUGAGUAAGGCAGAGUGGUCCAAACUUUUUGAAGCUCCAAACUUCUUUCAAAAGUACAAGCAUUAUAUUGUACUUCUAGCAAGUGCACCAACAGAAAAACAACGCCUGGAAUGGGUGGGCUUGGUGGAAUCAAAAAUCCGAAUCCUGGUUGGAAGUUUGGAGAAGAAUGAAUUUAUUACACUGGCUCAUGUGAAUCCCCAGUCCUUUCCAGCACCCAAAGAAAAUCCUGACAAGGAAGAAUUUCGCACGAUGUGGGUGAUUGGGUUAGUGUUUAAAAAAACAGAAAACUCUGAAAAUCUCAGUGUUGAUCUCACCUAUGAUAUUCAGUCUUUCACAGAUACAGUUUAUAGGCAAGCAAUAAACAGCAAGAUGUUUGAGGUGGACAUGAAAAUUGCCGCAAUGCAUGUAAAAAGAAAGCAACUCCAUCAACUACUACCUAAUCAUGUGCUUCAGAAAAAGAAAAAGCAUUCAACAGAUGGUGUCAGGUUGACACCUCUGAAUGACAGCAGCCUCGACUUGUCUAUGGACAGUGAUAACAGCAUGUCUGUGCCUUCACCUACUAGUGCUAUGAAGACCAGUCCAUUGAACAGUUCUGGCAGCUCUCAGGGCAGAAACAGUCCUGCUCCAGCUGUAACAGCAGCAUCUGUGACCAACAUACAGGCUACUGAAGUUUCUGUGCCACAAGUAAAUUCCAGUGAAAGCUCAGGGGGUACAUCGAGCGAAAGCAUUCCUCAAACUGCCACACAACCAGCCAUUUCACCACCACCAAAGCCUACUGUUUCCAGAGUUGUUUCUUCAACACGUUUGGUAAACCCGCCACCAAGACCUUCAGGAAAUGCAGCAACAAAGAUACCUAAUCCUAUAGUCGGAGUCAAGAGAACAUCCUCUCCUCAUAAAGAGGAGAGUCCCAAGAAAACCAGAACAGAAGAGGAACAACUUGAUACAGAGACAAGUACAACUCAAUCAGAAACCAUUCAGACAGCGGCUUCUCUGUUGGCUUCUCAGAAAACAUCCAGUACAGACCUUUCUGAUAUCCCUGCUCUCCCUGCAAAUCCUAUUCCUGUUAUCAAGAAUUCAAUAAAACUGAGAUUGAAUCGGUAAAAACAACCUCAGGGGUCCAUAAACAAUAUCUGCCAACUCAACCUGUUGUCUUCAAAUGCUGAAAAAGGAGGAUGGAGGGUACAAGACUAGACAUGACUGAAAUGGAUUAGGUUUUUUGGUGACCUCCCUUACUGGGCUAAUCAGCACUUGAUCGGAAGUCCAGGUUAGUAUGUGAAGCCAGGAGUACUAUUAUUAUUGUGUUAGCAACAGUUGCAUUAACUAUUUCAAAAAAUUACUGCCUUUAAAAAAACAAAAAAACAAAAAAAAAAAAAAAAAAACCUCAAGCUAUAUUUGUAUCCGUAAUUGACAUCUGGACUGGAUUUAUGUUUGAUGCAUUGUUUGGAAAAUUUGCAAUACAAACUGGCAUAAGAAUUCCUUAUUCUGAUGAUGCACUUUUAUGUAUUUUUUUAUUAGAAAGUAGAACUAAUUUUAGAUUUUCAGCUUGAUGGAUUUUCAUUUUUUUCCUGAAGAAUUUCCUUUACCAUUAGUCUUCAAAUUGGAUGCCAUUGUGUGGCGGUGUACUGUUACACUUCAGAGGAGGGGUAGGAGUACAUCUAGUUCAGUCCCUGCCAGGUAGCUGUAACCUUCACAAAUGAAAUGUCAACUCUAGGGUAUAUAUUUGACAUUGAAAGAAUAAUUAGGAAAUACUUUGUUUUGAUGGGGUCAUGAUUAAGAAAUGAUAUAUUGGUUUUAUUUAUAGAAUUGUUUAGAGUGCAUACAGAUCAGCGAUCAGCCAGCAAAUAUUUUUCUUUGAGCUUGUUUAAGCUCCAUAUUCUUUUGCCUUCAAUCUGUUGUCUUUUAAACAAACGAAGCUUUUUGCUCCCUCCCCCUUCUUGUUCUUUUCCCCUCUGCUUAUGUGCAUACGGUAGGACUUAUUUCAUCAAAGACAAAAUGCCAGUAUUUUCUUAAGCCAUGAUGUGAAACCAGUGACCCUGUGGCCACAUGGCACAGAACACUAAAUUUUGGUCCCAUGGCUGUAACUUUAGGGUGACUAAAAAUAAUGCCUGUGAAACAUGAUAUCUCUCUUGGAUGGCCGUUUGAUCUCUAAACAUGAGGAAUUUUGUACACUCCACAGAACUCCUGUCAGUAGUAAAGUUGAUUUUCAAUUUUAAACAUGUGAGCAAAAAGGCAUUUUUUCCAAGAAUUUUAAACUGUAUUUUUAAAUGGUUGACCAAAAUUUGUCAGUGAAUUGUACAUGUAGAAGCAUUUAAAAAUCAUUUCUGACAAGCACUUGACAUCUAGUCAGCUCUCUACUCCUUUUACAUUUUGUUUUCUCCUGUCUAUAGAUUCAGAGCUCCUUUAUGUAAGGGGACUAGUUCCUCGUAAUCAGGCGACAGAAUAUUCAUCUUUACAAACUAUGAGGAUGAUGCCAGAUGUUGAUAAACUUAGUUAUUCUUAAUCGGGACAGAGCCAACCUAACAGAUUUUUCUGAUGAGCAUGUUUUAUGAAUCCUCCAUUGUGCUCCAUUCUAUCACAUGUGCAUUUUUCCUGUUAAACUGCAAUGACUUCAACUCUUCCCCUGUCCUUCUAAAUUGAUUUUCCAAAGUUGGAGUGUAGUCUUUCCCCCCUUAGGCUAUGCAUUAAUUGAGGCUUUCUUUUCACCAUACUUUAUAAUGUCUAGUAUACGAUAUUUCUACUGCCCACAUCUUGGCUCUGCACAGUCACCUUGCCCUUCCUCCCACCACCUAAGAAAAGAGGGUCAGACUAACAGGUGAAGUGUACAAGGUGUCUGUGUGUUUGUGUAGCUUCAGAGUUAGAUUGAAAUUGCCAGGCACAGAUUUAGUCUUUUGUCAUUUUGUUUACACAUUGGGGAAAAAGAAUUCAGUUUAUUAAACGUUUCAUGUAACUGCACCCAAGUUUUGCCAAGCUGGGAACUUGGACCUUUUCUGUGUAGUGACUUUUUAAUUCUAGUUUUCAUAACCUGGAGAUCAGACUGUUGCUUUCGCAUGAUGUACGUAGUGUCUCAUGACUGGAGUUUGCUUUGUUUUAUAGUAUCUGUACUCCUUGUAUUUUUCAAGAGCUAUUUUGUAAACAGAUGAUGUAUUUCUCCAUUGAAAACACAAUAAAAAAAAAACAGCA
Sus scrofa (pig) is the source of this 4762-nucleotide messenger RNA. RefSeq names its product poly(A) polymerase alpha (gene PAPOLA). The record is from RefSeq and is a predicted model, not a curated record. Gene Ontology annotation, cellular component: nucleus. Gene Ontology annotation, molecular function: poly(A) RNA polymerase activity; RNA binding. Gene Ontology annotation, biological process: RNA 3'-end processing. NCBI's taxonomy places the organism in Eukaryota, Metazoa, Chordata, Mammalia, Artiodactyla, Suidae.